Trypanosoma rangeli is the source of this 471-nucleotide messenger RNA. Its product is annotated as Protein C21orf2. Gene Ontology annotation, molecular function: protein binding. The transcript has a single exon. Bases 1 to 471 code for a protein of 156 amino acids. Lineage: Eukaryota; Euglenozoa; Kinetoplastea; Trypanosomatida; Trypanosomatidae. The record is from RefSeq and is a predicted model, not a curated record.
AUGCCGCCGCAGCCUGUUGUUUUGAGGGAGCAAACGGUUUUGGAACGGACCAAGGCCGAGACUCUGUCGGCGGUGCGCAACCUCAAUCUGUGGGGGGAGGGAUUGACGGAUGUGUCUGUUGUUGAAAAGAUCCCUGGCAUUGAAGUGCUCGCAUUGGCCGCCAAUCGGUUGACGACACUGCGUCCUUUUUCUUUGUGCACAUCGCUGAGGGAGUUGUAUCUGCGAAAGAAUGACAUCAAAUCGCUUGCUGAGGUGAAGUACAUAAAGGAGCUUCCAAAACUGCAUACGCUCUGGCUUAUGGAUAACCCGUGUGCAAAGAGCCCCAACUAUCGCAGUUUCGUUAUUCGGUGUUGCCCACAUCUGCGGCAGCUAGAUGACAUUGAGGUCACCGAGAAGGAGCGGGAUGAAAGCGAAAAGGAAGCUUUCAGAAAGUGCAGUACAAUGUAUAUUAGAACACGGGACCAUCACUAA